Malaya genurostris is the source of this 1544-nucleotide messenger RNA. It is a transcript of the gene Rnmt, whose product is annotated as mRNA cap guanine-N7 methyltransferase. The coding region runs from base 189 to 1442 and encodes 417 amino acids. NCBI's taxonomy places the organism in Eukaryota, Metazoa, Arthropoda, Insecta, Diptera, Culicidae. Gene Ontology annotation, cellular component: nucleus. Gene Ontology annotation, molecular function: mRNA 5'-cap (guanine-N7-)-methyltransferase activity. The transcript has 2 exons. The record is from RefSeq and is a predicted model, not a curated record. Gene Ontology annotation, biological process: 7-methylguanosine mRNA capping.
GUCAAAUCGAGACUAUUUUUUUCAAUUUCUAUUCGUCUUUGGUCAGCGGUCCAUGAACUGAUUCGUACGGAUUUAUUAUAGUAGGUGUAACUAAAAUCAAGAGACCAUCAGCUUAAAUUGCUACCUAUACAGCCGAUAGGUGGUAGGAAUAUCGUAGAUAAUUCACUCGCACAGUUCCGUUAUUUACGAUGACGGAGCCGGCUGAGACAGUAAGUUUUGGUCCAAUGCGGCGAUUGUCGGAAGACAGCGAGUCCAAUGACGAGCAGCCGGAACAGGCGCAGAGUACUGCAGUUCAAAUCGAUCAAGCUGCCUCAAGCAAUUCAAAUCAGGUGAAACGUGCUUUUAGUGACGACAGCGAUGACACGGAUCGCGAUGUGAAAAAACAUAAAAGUAACCAUACUGUGGUUGUGGCGACCCACUACAAUCAGAUAGAGGAACGUGGAUUACAGGAGCGAACCAAGUCGAACAUUUUCUACAUGAGGAAUUUUAACAAUUGGAUCAAAAGCAUUAUCAUCAACAAGUAUUUGGAUAUCGUGAGGGAGAAAACAACCCGAGGUAAUCCGCUGCGGGUCAUGGAUAUGUGCUGUGGAAAGGGAGGAGAUCUGCUCAAAUGGUUAAAGGGUAACAUUACCCAUCUGAUCUGUACGGAUAUCGCGGAAGUGAGUGUGGAACAAUGUGAGGCUCGCUAUAAGAAAAUGAGACCGAAUAACGAUGGAGGAAAGCUUUUUACGGCGGAGUUUUUCACUGCGGAUGCCACCUUACAGAGGUUAAGGGAAAAAUAUAAGGAUGUUUCGAUAGAUUUGCAACUGGUCAGCUGUCAGUUUGCAUUUCACUACUGUUUCGAAUCGUUGAAGCAGGCAGAAUUCAUGCUCAAAAAUGCUGCCGAAUGUUUGAAGGAGGGAGGAUAUUUUAUAGGAACGAUUCCGGAUGCAAACGAAAUCAUGAAACGGCAGCGAGCAUCCGGAAGCGAUUCGUUCGGCAAUGACGUCUAUCGUAUCUCAUUCCAAUGCGAUACGGAAAAACCGCCCCUGUUUGGGGCCAAGUACAACUUUCAGCUGGACGGUGUGGUGGACUGUCCGGAGUUUCUGGUUCAUUUUCCGACACUGAUCAAGCUUGCCCGAAAAUUUGGCCUUCGGUUGAUCGAAAAGAAGCGCUUCGAUGAACUGUACGACGAGUCGAUUCCUACCUGGAAGGGGUUGAUAGAAAAGAUGCAAGCGCUGGAAACCUAUCCCGGCCAUUCCCGGAGCGACUGCGAAAGGCAACGAAACCGGGACGAGUAUCAACAUGCGAUUCGGUUUUUGGACCAGAAAACUGACGACCGGCGAGCAAAGGUCGGCACAUUGUCCAAGUCGGAAUGGGAAGCUGGCACGCUGUACAUGUUUUUUGCGUUUCAAAAAAUGAAAACCAGCUGGGACAAGAACGGAAAACCGGUGUACUCGUAGUUCCAGGAAUGAGCAAUGAUCAAGCUAUUAGUUUUUUUUAAUUAGGGAUGUAACAAUUUCACGAUUGUGAAUACUAUAAAAAAUUAGUUCUUUUUUUCUCAG